AUUUCGAUUUCUCAUUCUAAUUGGUGGUCAAAAAAUAUCGCAGCAAGAAGAGGAACGAUGAUUUUGAAAGUACACGUAUCCUUGAUGCUUCUUCUCCAAUUUCUCGUCACCGCCACCACUGCGGACACCGUGUGCCACGGAUACGAAUUAAGUGUACACAACGAUAUUGACGUCGGAUUGUUGACUGAAAAACCAUGCACUCAUGUCCACGGAGACAUUGUCAUCGAGAACUUGAAUGGUGGAAAGCGAAUGUCAACUUAUUGGAAUAUUCAAGAACUCCAUGGAUCUCUGACCAUCAAGAACACCAAGAACUUGGGAGAUUCUGUGAAUCUUCAAAAUCUGAAAGUGAUCCAGGCGGAGAACAAGCCGGCUAUUGUGCUGAUGAAUAAUGUUGGGUUGAAGUUGGCGAUCGGUGCACGUCUUGGUGAUGUUUCAACUCGUCAUCCGAUCAUGUACUAUUUCAAAGAAAACUCUCCAGCCGCCAUGACAGAAAGUCAACACCACAUCUUGUACCAUGCAUCCCGCAGUCUUCGUCCGAUAUUCUACACUGAUAAUCAUUUCAUCACCAAGCCCUGCAAUGAGAGUACCUACAGAUUUUGGAUCUUUGUGUUUGGAACCUUCAGUACUGCAAUUACCAUUGUGCUCAUUGGCUACUCGUUUUACGGAAGACCGAUGAAACAGAAAGCACUCUAAUUUUUUUAAAGAAGAGUUUAUAGUAAAUCUGGUGAUUUUUUUAUCAAUAAAACUGUAAAAGACGCAAAA
Molecule: messenger RNA, 762 nt
Organism: Caenorhabditis elegans
Lineage: Eukaryota; Metazoa; Nematoda; Chromadorea; Rhabditida; Rhabditidae
Gene: irld-3
Product: Receptor L-domain domain-containing protein
Exons: 4
Coding region: 58-693 (211 amino acids)
Source: RefSeq, marked reviewed